AUGAGGCUCAAUAACACUGCUUCCACUUUCCAGCUUACUGGCUUCCUAGGCAUGGAGAAAGCACAUCACUGGAUAUUCAUCCUAUUAUUGGUAGUCUACAUCUCCAUACUUCUUGGCAAUAGUACUCUUCUCUUCCUCAUCAAGAAUGUUCAUAACCUCCAUGAGCCCAUGUACUAUUUCUUAGCUAUGUUGGCAGCUACAGAUCUCGGAGUGACAUUGACCACAAUGCCUACAGUGCUAGGUGUUCUGUGGCUAAAUCACAGGGAGAUUGGCCAUGGAGCCUGCUUCUCACAGGCCUAUUUUAUCCAUACUCUUUCUGUCGUGGAGUCAGGUGUCUUGCUUGCCAUGGCUUAUGACCGUUUCAUUGCCAUCUGCAACCCCUUAAGAUACACCUCUAUCCUGACCAACAUCCAGGUAAUGAAGAUUGGUGUGGGGGUAUUGACAAGGGCUGGUCUGUCCAUUAUGCCAAUAGUUGUUCGCCUACACUGGUUUCCCUAUUGCCGAUCCCACGUGCUCUCCCAUGCUUUCUGUCUACACCAAGAUAUCAUCAAGCUAGCGUGUGCUAAUAUCACCUUCAAUCGACUCUAUCCAGUUGUAGCUGUAUUUGCAAUGGUCUUGUUGGACUUUCUCAUCAUCUUUUUCUACUACAUUUUGAUUCUCAAGACUGUCAUGGGCAUUGCUUCUGGAGAAGAAAGGGUCAAGGCCCUCAACACAUGUGUCUCUCAUAUCUGCUGCAUCCUGGUCUUCUAUGUCACUGUAGUUGGUCUGACGUUUAUUCAUGGGUUUGGAAAGCACGUUCCUCAUGUGGUUCACAUUACAAUGAGCUACAUCCACUUCCUUUUCCCACCUUUUAUGAACCCGGUUAUCUAUAGCAUUAAAACUAAGCAGAUUCAGAGUGGUGUACUUCACUUAUUCUCCCUGUCUCACUCUAAGGCAUAA
Messenger RNA from Sapajus apella (tufted capuchin), 939 nucleotides. Its product is annotated as olfactory receptor 51B6. The record is from RefSeq and is a predicted model, not a curated record. Lineage: Eukaryota; Metazoa; Chordata; Mammalia; Primates; Cebidae. Gene Ontology annotation, molecular function: G protein-coupled receptor activity; olfactory receptor activity. The transcript has a single exon. The coding region runs from base 1 to 939 and encodes 312 amino acids. Gene Ontology annotation, cellular component: membrane. Gene Ontology annotation, biological process: G protein-coupled receptor signaling pathway.